This is a messenger RNA of Phacochoerus africanus (Common warthog), 2580 nucleotides long. It is a transcript of the gene TPGS2, whose product is annotated as tubulin polyglutamylase complex subunit 2. Bases 246 to 1130 code for a protein of 294 amino acids. The transcript has 7 exons. NCBI's taxonomy places the organism in Eukaryota, Metazoa, Chordata, Mammalia, Artiodactyla, Suidae. Gene Ontology annotation, biological process: protein polyglutamylation. The record is from RefSeq and is a predicted model, not a curated record.
GGCGUGGUGUGCAGCGCCCGCCGUGGCCGCGGGAACGAGCGCCUGGCGGAACUACUACUCCCAGACCAGCCGGGGCCCCCCAUCUCCUCUCCGCCGCGCUUUCAGACGCCGAGCACUACAAUUCCCGGCAUGCCGUGAACUUGACGGCUGCGCCUUCCAGGCGGCGUCUAGCUCUGCCACCCGCCCCGCACCCCCGCCGGGUCUCCACUGCUGCCCCGGCCGCGCGCGGAGGCGGGACGCGAGCCAUGGAGGAGACGCCGCCCCCGCUGCUGGGCAGCAGCAAGCCGCACCUGGAAAAGUUGACGCUGGGCAUCACCCGCAUCCUAGAAUCAUCCCCAGGUGUGACAGAGGUAACCAUCAUAGAAAAGGUACCUGCUGAACGUCAUAUGAUCUCUUCAUGGGAACAAAAAAAUAACUGCCUUCUGCCUGAGGAUCUGAAGAACUUUUACCUGAUGACAAAUGGCUUCCACAUGACAUGGAGUGUGAAGCUGGAUGAGCAUACCAUUCCACUGGGCAGCAUGGCAAUUAAUAGCAUCUCAAAACUGACUCAACUCAACCAGUCUUCCAUGUACUCACUUCCUAAUGCACCAACUCUGGCAGACCUGGAGGAUGAUACACAAGAAGCCGGUGAGAACCAGCCAGAGAAGCCUCACUUUGAUUCUCGCAGUGUGAUAUUUGAACUGGAUCCUUGCAGUGGGAAUGGGAAGGUUUGUCUUGUCUACAAAAGAGGGAAACCAGCAUUAGCACAAGACUCUGAGAUCUGGUUCCUGGACAGAGCAUUAUACUGGCAUUUUCUCACAGAUACCUUUACUGCCUAUUAUCGCCUGCUCAUCACCCACCUGGGCCUGCCCCAGUGGCAGUAUGCCUUCACCAGCUAUGGCAUUAGCCCCCAGGCCAAGCAAUGGUUCAACAUGUAUAAACCCAUCACCUACAACACAAACCUACUCACAGAAGAGACUGACUCCUUUGUGAACAAGCUGGAUCCUAGCAAAGUGUUCAAGAGCAAGAACAAGACCUUAAUCCCAAAAAAGAAAGGGCCUCCUCAACCUGCAGGUGGCCAGAAAGGGCCCUCAGGUCCUCCUUCCACCUCUAAAUCCUCCUCUGGCUCUGGAAACCCUGUCCGGAAAUGAGCACCCCACCUCCAGCUCCCCACAAGCCCCACAGCAAUGAUUUCCAUGCACAGAUGCUGCAGGCAUGGCCCAGGCCUUAGAGUCUGUGUGUGGAACCAUAGUCCUCUUCUCAUCUGAGUGACCAGAAUCCUAGGCCUUUCACUCCCAUUGGCCUUAGCCAGGAUCCCCUUUUGGAAGAACAUACUCAGGUCUCCCCAGGAAUCCUUCCCCCCAUACUCCUUACAGCAGGUUGCCACCUACUGCAUCUGGAGGCUGUGGAGAAUUUAAGGUCUUGUGUAAGUGACUAAAGAGAUCUGUUAAGAGCUUUCUUCUCUUCCUACUUCCAACCCCCACCCCUCAGCAGUAAUUGGAGAAAUUCCCUGGAGAAACCAUUGGUUUUGACUUACGAGGCAUUGGAGCUGUGCUGUUCAAUUGUAGCCAUAUUUUAAAGCAGCUAAAUUUAAGCUAUAUUGAAAAUUAAGUUCCUCAGUGAUAUUAGCCACAUUGUGCAUAUUCGUGUGGCUAGUGGGUUCUGUAUUAGCACAGACAUGAUGAAAUAAUUCUAUCAUAAUAGAAAGUUCUGUUGGGCAGCACUAUAUUAGAAUAUUUUUGCAUACCCUUCCUCAGAUCAGUUAAUAUUUGAUAGGUUAUAAUGUUCCAUGAAAAAUCUUGAAGCUACAUUUGUAUGUUUCUCUACAUCCUUUACCACAAACAAAUCUUGUUUUGCUCAUUUUCAGAUUCCUAUAAAAUUUCUUAUUUCCAGUUUUGUGAUAUUUGCACCUUUGCCAGAAUUAUCUCACUUAUUGUGUUUUUUUAAGAGGUAAUUCUGCUGUAUCAUUAAAAAACACAAAGUCCAAAGCACUGCUUUGCUGGACUCCUCAUAAAGAGGUUUGGUGAAAUCAGUUACUAUUGACAAGAGCUUUCUACCUGAUCGGCCUACUCACAGCUGCUCAACAAUUCAUGGAGCAGUGAGAAAGGAGAGAGAAGAGCCAGGUUGUCAAAGCUAAUAGCUGAAGUUGUCUUCCAGAAGCCUUUUCCUGCCCAAACUAAUCAAAUCAAAGGGAGACCAGGCAGUGCCAGAUAAAAGAUCACAGCAUUUGGCUGCUUCCCCGAGACAAGUCAAGGUUAGAAGGGGAUUAGCAGUUGUGUCAUCUUCCACUGUGGCAGGUGUCCUUCCUCUAAUGGAAACCCUGAAUUAUUUUUAAGUCAAUCCUGUUGCAGCUCUAGAUUCCACAAGGAGAGGAGCCAGGGGAGCAAUGUUGCCCUUCACGCAGUGACAACCAGGUAGAGCCCCCAAAGGGCUGUUGAUGGGAGGGGGUUCUGGUAAGAAAAGGCUUGGGACCUACUUCAGGAGGUGUAAAGCAAUCGAGAGCAGGGCUGGCUACCAAUAGGUAGGACCCAGUUUAAAAUGAAGAUGUGAGCCUUCUGUCCAAAAAUCAGGAAAAUGGUACCAUUAAAAGUACUAAAAUUC